This is a messenger RNA of Moneuplotes crassus, 4124 nucleotides long. The record is from the annotation of a GenBank genome assembly. Lineage: Eukaryota; Ciliophora; Spirotrichea; Euplotida; Euplotidae.
UGGAGUUUGGUUUAAUACCUGGUUACGGGGGAAUUAAGAUAUUAUAGAGGGAGGAUAAAGGCAUAGAUUUGUUAAGAAAAUACAGGAAAAAGCAUUGGUCUCAAUUCUGGACUUAUACAUGGAUGACCGACUUCAUGACAAAAUCAGGUCUUCAAGAGCUGAAGAUCAAAGAUCUCGGCACUCUUGAAGUAGAAGACAGAACAGAGACUCAUUAUAAUAGAUUUAGGAAGGAAUGGGAAGCACAAGAGCAGAUUGAUAGCAACUCGAUCAUAAAGAUCCUUUGGAAACUUUACAAAUGGAGAUUUGCAGCUUGAUUAGUAGGAACUUGGGGGUGAAUCUUCACUGAGAUUAUUAAUUUCCAUGUCCAAGCAGAGGUACUUUCUUACAUUGAUGGAGGAGAUGAGAGCAUGCUUUGGGCGAUUAUUUGAGCAUUUGCAAUAGCAGGGAUGGAGUUUACAGCAAGAGGUUUCCAUAUGCUUCAGAAUACUCAGCAGCUCAGAUGUGGUGAAAGAGUGGGAGCAGCAGUUUCAUCUCUUGCGUAUUCAAAAAUAUUCAGAAUUCGCGAAGGAAAAUAUCAGAAAGGCCAACUUCAAAAUAUGAUAGAUGAUGAUUGUGUCAGAAUAUCAAAUGUAUUUCAUGAAGCCACUCAAAUUGCAAUAAUGCCAAUGCUAAUAGUCACAACAUUUUUCUACCUUUAUCUGUACAUUGGCCAUAUAAUCUGGAUUCCUCUUGGCAUUAUUAUUGCAGGAGCUGUGUUUGUAUAUUUUGUGAAUAUAUUCGUUGCGCAGUUAGAGAAACGAAAGAGAAAAGACGAUGAUGAUAGAGCAACAGUGCUCAGCGAGAUCAUCGAUAACAUCAAAGUCCUCAAAAUGAACUCAUGGACACACUGCUUUGAGGAGAAACUAAGUAAACUGAGGAAGAAGGAGCAUUACAAUGAUUUUUAUAGCAAGUUACUGCAAAUGCCGGCUCAUAUUUUACAUUACUUAUCCUACUAUUUGAUGGUUCUUAGUGUUUUCUGUACAUGAGUCCUUGGUUACAAGAUGAAGCUUUCAAUUCCUGUAUCAAUGGCUAUCUGGAGACUCUUGGUGAAAGUUAAAUGGCAUACACAAUGGAUACCAAAUUUUGCCCAAAAAUUUGCUGAAUUUCAAGUCUCAAUGGAGAGGCUGACAGAGUUCUUACAAAGCAAAGAGAUAGAAACAACAAUGAUAGAAGAAAUUGAUCCAGAAGUAUCAAAGAAUUCAAUUGAAAUUCAGCAAUCUAAUUUCUUUUGGGGACUUAAUCAUUGAGAUAGAGAAGAUGCAAAUGACAAAAAUGAAAAUAAAUUUGAUAAGAAAUUAAGGCAAAGAUUCGACCAAGAAAUAUUUGAAAAAUCCCAAGAAAUAGAACAGAGAAGUAAUAAUCAAUCAAAAAAGAUUGAAGUUAAAAAUGAGUCAUUUAAGUCAAAUAUAAAGAGGGUAGAUACAAGACAGACUAUGAACAAUGCUGUUAUACUGAAAGAUAUUGAACUUGACAUUAAGAAAAACGAAUUUGUAGCUAUCAUCGGAGAUGUAGGCUCUGGCAAAUCUUCUCUCAUUAAAACUCUUCUCAAAGAAACCCUUUAUGUUGAUGACCAAACUCUCAUGAAAUAUGGCCACACACAAAUCAGUAAUGCAUAUGAAGAUAAUGGCCAUUCAGCAAAUAACAGCAAUACUUUUGUGAGGAAAGAAGAUGUCAUGGAUUUCAGAAACCAACAUGUCAAGAAUGUUCGACCCAGAAUUCGAGUGGCCGGCUCUGUAAGUUUGGUUGAGCAAAAACCCUUCGUUCUCAGCCAGACCAUCAGACAAAACAUUUUGUUCGGUCGUCCUCUUGAUGAAGCCAGGUACAACCGAGUGGUAGAAGCAGCUCAGCUAGGAAAAGAUCUUGAAGUCUUCGAAGCUGGAGACCUCACACAUGUCGGAGAGAAAGGCAUCACACUCAGCGGUGGACAGAAAGCCAGACUCAGCAUUGCUCGAGCAUUGUAUGCCGACAGAGACAUAGUGUUGAUGGAUGAUCCGCUAUCAGCGCUGGAUUCCCAUGUCAAGAAGCUUAUCUUCGAUGAAGUGUGUUGCCGAGAACUCCGAGACCGCACCCGAGUUAUUGUGACUCAUGCAGUCGACUUCUUGGACAAAGUUGACAGAGUCAUCGUCAUGGAGCAAGGCAGAGUCAAGCUCAAUGGGAGUUACCAACAGCUGAUGGAGCAUAGCUAUUUCAGGAAAAUCAUGCAUACAAUGGAGGCUCAGGACAAGAAAGACGAAGAACAAAACUCAAGUGAAAAUGAAGACUCUGAUGAAGUUGGACACAAAAAGAAGAAUUAUCUGAGUCUUAAAGAGAAAAUAUUGCUUGAAAGAGAUGAUGACAAAGACAUUGACUUGUCUCCAUCAAUCUACUUGCAGUACUUCACGUAUCUUAAAAGUGGGCUGUUCUUCAUCCUGAUCGCGGUCGGAAUCCUCACAUUUGUGAGGCUCUGGACCAUCAAGGCAGACUACUUGAUGCUGAAGUGGGUGGGAGAAUUCUCAGUGACACAGACUGCUGACUCUGAGAUUCUGUACACAGUGUUCUAUGUUGCAUUUGUAGUUUUAUUUGUUGACUUAUCUGGGUGGAUUGUUGAAGUUUAUCAGAACUAUAUUAUUGGCAAGAAUCUGUUUGACACAAUGCUCUCAAGAAUGUUAAAUGCUCCAAUCAACUUAUUCUUUGAUAAAACACCUUGAGGAAUUAUCAACAAAAGGCUUUCAUCUGACCUGAAUUAUGCAAGUAGAGAGUUACCUGACACUAUUAAACAGAUUUUAAGAUGAUUGAUAUUUAUCGGGAUAACCUUUACUUUCAUUGCAACAAAUGCUCCUAUCUGAAUUGUAGUUUUCCCUUUCUCAAUAGCUAUUUACAUCACCCUCAUGAAAGAAUUUAUAAAUUGAAGUGUUCAAGUAGGAAAACUUAAGAUUGCUACAGCUUCUCCAGCAAGUUCUCAUCUUGGAGAGUCAAUUGAUGGUGUUUCAACUAUUCGAGCAUUCAACAGAGUUAAAGAAUUUGAAAGUGAGAGAUUUACACUAAUAGAUCAACAAUAUUCGGUUGGAAUUCUUUCUACUGGUCUAAACUGUUGGAUGAAUAUGAGAUUAAAUGCUGUUGCUAUGAUUUUUAUUCUCUUUCAAAUGAUUUAUUGUAUUCUUUAUCGUGAUCCUCAAAAUAGCCUCAUGACAGGAAUGCUAAUAACAUAUAUUUUUGAAUUACAGUGGGAUGUAGGAGCAAUGUUUUAUCAUGCUUCGUGGGCUCAUGAGAGACUAGUGUCAUUUUAUAAGUGUAAAAAAUUUAUGGAGAUUCCUCAAGAAGCUCCUCAACAACUUCCUCUCCCAAUCAGCCAAAAUAAUCAACCCUGGAUCAGUCAAGGUAAAAUCCAUUUCAAACAGUUCUCUGUUCGUUACAGACCUGACACUCCCAUUGUGUUGAAAAACAUCACCUUCCAAAUUGAGCCAGCCCAGAAAAUAGGAAUUGUUGGAAGAACUGGAGCUGGUAAAAGCACUCUCUGUCUAGCACUGUGUAGAAUUCUUGAGUCUCUUAAAGGGUCAAUUGAAAUUGAUGAUGUUGACAUUUUUACAGUGGGUCUAGCUGACCUCAGAGACAGAAUCACCAUUAUUCCACAAGAACCAGUGCUAUUCAAGAACACUCUCAGAUUCAACCUCGACCCUAAAUGUCAGCAUUCAGAUUCAGAAAUACAGAAACUGUUGAACAGAGCCAAUCUCAGCCACCUCUUGAACAGAACCGCUGACGGACUUAACUUCAGUGUGGCCGAGAAAGGGUCCAACCUAAGCGCUGGCGAGAAAGCUCUUGUGUGCAUCUGAAGAGCCAUCCUCAGAAAGAACAAAAUUGUGAUCAUGGACGAAGCCACUGCAAGCAUUGAUGUCAACACUGAAGAGACAGUUCAGAAGCUGAUGAAGCAAGAGUUCAAAGACUCCACUGUGAUCACAGUCGCCCACAGACUGAACACCAUCAUGAAGAGCGACAAGAUUGCAGUCUUGAGUUUUGGAGAACUAAUGGAGUUUGGGACACCUGAAGAGCUUCUUAGAAACAAGAAUUCGCAUUUCACAGAAAUGGUGAAUCGAUUCAGUAAAGGUUAA